GAGAUUACGGCUUCAGAGCAGCAGCAACACCGACAAUGACGCGUGUGGAAGACGGUGGAAAAAUGAGCUCUCCUCCGUGAAAAAACAGACGCACGGGGGGAGUCACACAACAUUUCACUUCACCGACUCGAGCUUUUUUUUUUUUUUUUUACACCCGCGUCGCUCCGGCGUGACUGUGAAUGAAACGGACCAGCAGGAAAAAAACAUUUCGCAACCUAUUUUGCAUGCAGCCUACAGGGCGCAUGAAGAGUCUGGGAUAUAUUUUUCCACCCUGCUCAGUUCUUCCAACGACCCUGCAAUGUGUACACGCUUUGUUUUUUAUCUAAAGGAAAUGUUUGUAUUUUUUUCCCUUUCUGACUGAGGAGGGCAUCCUGCGCUUGUUUUAAGCAAUCUCCUAAAAUUUUUUCCCCCUUAGAAGAUGUUUUGAGCGCCAAGGGGGCUGGUGUCGUCUUCACUGCGCAGACAAGCGGCGGACUGCGCGUCUCUCUCUCUCUCCUCCACAACAACACAACAGACAAGAGACAGGAGGAAGAGGAGGGAGGGAAGGAAAGGAAGGGAAGGGAAGGUGAAAAGGAAAAAAAAAUAAAGGUUUGAUCUGUGGUUGGAAAACCUGGAAAUAUACGGCGUUAAAAUGACGAUGUCCGUCCCGGAGAGGAAAUCAGGAUCCGAGGGGAAGGAGGAGGAGAGCGAGGAUGAGAGUGAAAUCCUGGAGGAGAGCCCCUGCGGCCGCUGGCAGAAGCGAAAAGAGCAGGUGAGCCAAGGUAAUGUCCCAGGUGUGGAAAGUGCAUCUCUGGCCAUGGACACAGAGGAGGGCGUGGAGGUGGUUUGGAACGAAGUGCUCUUCUCUGACAAGAAGGUCUUCAAAGCACAGGAGGAUAAGAUCAAGGAGAUGUUUGAGAACCUGAUGCAGGUUGAACACCCCAACAUUGUCAAGUUCCACAAAUACUGGCUGGACAUGAAGGAGACUCAUGCUCGUGUUAUAUUCAUCACAGAAUACAUGUCAUCGGGCAGUCUCAAGCAGUUUCUGAAGAAAACCAAGAAGAACCACAAGACUAUGAAUGUGAAGGCCUGGAAGAGGUGGUGCACCCAGAUUCUCUCUGCCCUCAGUUAUCUGCACUCUUGUGACCCACCAAUAAUCCAUGGCAACCUGACGUGCGACACCAUCUUCAUUCAGCACAACGGCCUCAUCAAGAUCGGCUCAGUGUGGCAUCGGCUAUUUGUUAAUGUGUUCCCAGAUGCCAGUGGUAAAGGGAGGCAACAUCGCGAUGAGCAGAGGAAUCUUCAUUUUUUUGCUCCAGAAUAUGGUGCUGGCGAAGAUGAUUAUUCCAUAGACAUUUUCUCCUUUGGCAUCUGUGCUCUAGAGAUGGCAGUACUGGAGAUCCAGGCCAAUGGAGAUACUGCUGUGUCCAAGGAGGCCAUCGUCAAUGCAGGUCAAUCUCUGGAAGACCCUCUCAUGAGAGAGUUCACCCAGUCUUGUUUGCGUCACGAAGCCAAGCACCGUCCUACCGCUCAUGACCUUCUGUUCCACCGAGUCCUUUUCGAGGUCCACUCCCUCAAACUGCUGGCCGCCCACUGCCUCAUCAACAACCAGUACUUACUUCCAGAGAACUGUGUAGAGGAGAAAACCAAGUCCUUUGACCCAAAUGCUGUCAUGGCAGAGAUUAAACAUGAAGACAGACAAGGAGUUCAGCUAAAAUAUUCCCAUGUGUCCCCUUUGGAACUUGACAAGUUUCUGGAGGAUGUAAAGAAUGGGAUUUACCCCUUGAUGAACUUUGCCUCAUCUCGGCCUCACCCCGUCCCUCGCGCCCUCUCCUUGUCUCAGGAGCAGGUUGAGACAGUCAAGACGCCAACUCCUGAACCCCAGGAGACGGAGACGAGGAAGGUUAUUCAGAUGCACUGUAAUUUGGAGUCAAAUGAAGAAGGAACCAAAACCCAUCUGUCUUUAUUUCUGAAGAUGGAUGAUAAACUUCAUCGGCAGCUUAGCUGUGACAUCCUUCCAACUGACACCUCCAAAGACCUUGCCAGUGAACUUGUUCACUAUGCCUUCAUAAAUGAGGAGGACAGUGAGAAGGUUGCGGGGUUUUUGGAGGACGCCAUCAGUCGACACCGGGUCCGAGCGCUCGUCUCUGGGAGCACACAGUGAGGAGGGAUCAUGACAGCGGCUGGCCCUGACUGAGGGGCCAGGGGCGUUGACCACACAGAUCGAGAAAGGGAGAGGGCAACAGGCAGGAUCACACAGCCGGGAACGGAGGGAGCAGAGGGAGUAGAGGGAGCUGACCCAGCUGGGGAUAAAAGGGGGACAAAUACAGGAGGACGCUGGGCCUUGACAGCCAGUAAAUCAUCCCAGAGAGAUGGAGGAAACGCCAGCAAUGAAAAAGGAACUGAAGGCACCUCUGGUUGGAGGACCAGAGACAUCAUGGCUGUGUUCAGCAAUCCCACAAAGCAGUGGAAGAUUGACAAACUCCCUGCCAAAAAGGGCUAUCAUGCCUUAAGCUAUCUUUGACAACUAAGGUUUUCCAUAAUGCCACUCUUCAGAACGGAUUUGUUUAACUUACAAAUGCAGCAGCUAUGUUUUUCAGAAGGACGUUUUAUUGCUCAUAAGCCUCGUUUGCACUCCAGUGUCCACUUUGAUCAGUGAAUAUUAACUUUGAUAUGUAAACAAAGAUACAGUCACUUACUAAAAAACUCCCUCCUUUACUAGCCAGAACAUUCAGUUUAUUACAGUUUAAGGAAUUUAAGAUUCCGUCCAACAUGCGCUGUUUAUACUCGUUCAGUUAACUUAUUUAUUUCUGUUUAACUGUGAAUCAUUGAAGCAUUGCACAAGCCUGUUUUUUUUUUUUUUUUUGCUUUAUUUUUAUGACCUGCAAAGUAACACUGCACUCUUGGGUUAAAGGCGUCUUCUCCCCGAAUUAAACAUGCUACGCCUAAAUGUAGUGACAAGCAAUGAGAUGAUGCCUCUGUUUUAGCCUGUAGUGCUCUUAAAGGGUUUUCCCUGCAAAAGUGUUCUGAAAGCCAAAGACUUGCAAAAGUGCCUCAUAUGGCAAUGUACUUUGGACAAAAAAAAACUUCUAAUGAAACAGCAUCAAACCCAACUUAGCAAAUUGGAAUAAAUCCCAUUCAGGCUGACUUUUUACAGCACUAAAACCAGAUGCAUUGAUUCGGAGUAGGAUACAGUUCCCAUGUCUUAUAAUUAGCAAAGUCAGCCUGUGUGAAUGUGAAGACCAACUUCAGCUUGACACCAGUUAAUGGCGGCUCCAUUAAGAGCUGCAGCCUCUGGAUCGGGUGAUAAUGGUCUCUGCUGUUGCCAAUAUUAAUUUGGGAACAGCCGCGGCUCAUCUACAAAAUUGGAAAACAUCGCGGGAAGCUUGUGAUUUAAAAUUGUAGACCUUAUAUAAAUUGGAGAAAAGGUGAUGGUGAUGUAAUCUUAAGACUUGCCAUAUUGUCAAUAAAUAUUACCGCUAUAUUUCCUUUUGCUGUAUUUCCCAAACCAUCUGAGGAUAUUUUCUAACACCGAAAUUUUGUAAAUGUGUCUAGAAGUGUUUUAAAGGAAUAAUCUACCCCUCAAUUCUUUUUGGAGUAUUCUAUUUAGUUUUUUCAAAUAGUACAUAAACCACACAACCACACAUUAUACAUUACAGACGUCUCACAAUGAAAUUAACAGAUGACAAAAAUAGAUUAAGAUGUAACAAUUAAAAUAAAAUUUUAGCUACUGAGAGUAAGUAAAACAAUAGAGAUAGGUUAGCUUUAACCACAAAUAGGCGGUGGUGAAAAUAGAGAGAUGAUCAUUCAAUCAUGUGAGAUGGGAGAUUCUCCAUGUAGAUGAUAAAAAGUUGCCAUAUUUUAUAGAUAAAAAUGAUAUCUUCCUCCUUAGUGAGCAGGUUAUCUUUUCCAGAGGUAUGCACCUGUUCACUUCUGAGAGCCACAAUUCAACUGGCGAUGAGAGAUUUGACUUUCAUUUCAUUACAACGUUUUCAUUUUUGGCCAGUAGGAUUUCUAAGCCUGAUGGAAUGUACCCAAAACUUUUGAAUAUUUAUAGUUUUAUUAUUUUUGUAAAUUCUGUAGUCAUUAAAUUUCAAUGGCAUUCAAUUUUCCAUGUCGAUUUCUAUGGGGCUGCAGAUACUAAAAACAUAAUCUCUGACAGAAGAGUGGAACAUUUUGCUUUAAACAUAUUUAUUUCUCAGAAACCACAUCUACUCUACUUUUAUUUCAGACAAUAUCAGAGUGACCUUUGGAAGCGAUUGCAUUGCAGCCCACACAAACGCAAAAAUAGUGUGUAUCCCUUCAGCUCUGGCAGAUUUUCUCUUCGAGAAGCCAAUCUUGGCAGCGGAAAAGACUUAAUAUUUGGGUGGAUUUUUUUUUUCUUAACAAAACUAGACGUUUAAAAACAAUUGUGAAUUGUCUGAUCGAUCUUCAGCAGUAUACUCUUGUUUGUCAGAAUCACUUAGCUAGGCUUCAUUUGUUUCCCCGGUCUGCAAGGUCGUGGUUUCAUAACAGUUACGCUGCUGUACAGUCAUUGCUUACAGUAAUUACUUACUAUAUACUCUGCAUCAAGCCUUCUUAUUAUCAGUGUGUCUCUGAAGACGGGAGCCCUGAAUUUUCCCAGACAUUCACCUACUAUAGGCUGUGGUGUACAUAUUUGUUUGUGGCUAUUAAAGGGGUUUACUUUGGACAAACUUUCAGUGCAAAGCAGUGCCACUCUUGCUCUCAUUUGAUCUAAGCUGCAUGUCUUAAAAGCCUGCAACCAUUCAAAACUUUGCAUUUUGCCUUUGUCAGUCACAGGUCAGUUCCAGGAGGGACCUGACCAAGAAAAUGAAUGUUUAGACUGUACGAACAUGACAAAAAAAAAACAAACAAACAUCCAUAUCAGUCUUAUUUUAUGUCAAAUGACUUUUUCUUGUGAAUCUGUUGAAUGAAACUUGCCUUUGGAUGUGUUCUACUUAAACCUUUGUUAAAUAUUGUAGCUACUGCAAUUAAAUACAUGACAAUAAACAAUAUGUGACAUGUUG
Molecule: messenger RNA, 5006 nt
Organism: Thunnus maccoyii (southern bluefin tuna)
Lineage: Eukaryota; Metazoa; Chordata; Actinopteri; Scombriformes; Scombridae
Gene: nrbp2b
Product: nuclear receptor binding protein 2b
Exons: 18
Coding region: 632-2143 (503 amino acids)
Biological process (GO): endoplasmic reticulum to Golgi vesicle-mediated transport; intracellular signal transduction; protein phosphorylation
Cellular component (GO): endomembrane system; cytoplasm
Molecular function (GO): protein serine/threonine kinase activity; ATP binding
Source: RefSeq, a predicted model, not a curated record